AUGCGUCUCCUUCGAACUGAAGAUGACGGGUGGUACGUUAGCAUAUUCAGUAAUGAGCAUAACCAUCCUCUCUCUGAGAGCCGUGAGGAAACAAGACAAUGGCACUCGCACAGUGAGAUAGAUCCAUUUCUCAAAGACUUUGUGAACAAUCUUAGGGAAAAUAAUAUGAGUCUCAACAAGGUCUACAAUAUUCUCAAUGUGACACAUGGAGAAUGCACUGGCGCUCCGUUCCGCAAGGAAAACUUGAGGUACCUAUGCUCACGUCUUGCACAAGACUCAAUUUCAGAGGACAUGAGAAAAACAGCCAGAUUAUUGGAUGAUAUGAAAGCAGCAGACCCUUACUUGUCAGUACGUGUGGCUACUGAUGAUGAAGGAUCGCCAAAGUUUAUAUUGUGGUGCACUGGGAAGAAUAGGCAAGACUAUGUAUAUUUCGGUGAUGUAGUGACAUUUGACACAACUUAUAGGACUAACCUGUACAAUAUGCCAUUUGGCAUAUUUGUUGGAGUCAAUAACCAUUACCAGUCAACCAUCUUUGGAGGUGUUCUGAUGCGUGAGGAGACAAUAGUUGGUUUUGAGUGGGCUUUUAAAAAUUUUGUGGAGGUAAUGAAUGGGAAACAUCCUGUCACAAUGCUAACAGACCAGUGUAAAUCCAUGGAGGGAGCUAUCAAAUCUACUCUUCCACACACAAGGCACAGAUGGUGCAAGUGGCACGUGCUGAAAUGUGCAAAGGAACAUCUUGGUUACGCUUACAGCAAGAAGAGCGGAUUCAAAUAUGAAUUUCACAAGAUUAUAGAUGAGAUAAUAGAUGUUUCUGAGUUCGAAGAAAGUUGGUCAAAGCUCUUGGACAAGUAUAAUCUAUCUCAAAACAAGUACCUGAAUGCCCUUUAUUCAAACCGUGAGAAGUGGGCCAAACCUUAUUUCUCAAGUGUUUUUUGUGCUGGAAUGACUAGUACACAGAGAAGCGAAAGCGCAAUCACCUCCUGAAGCAAUACAUACCGCGGUCGUCACCCAUGCAUCUAUUUGUAAAGCAGUACAACAAUGUCCUCAAGUCAAGAAACACCGAUGAGGGGAAAGAACAACAUAUCACCAAGAGCAGUGCUACACACACGACACACUGCGCACGAUUCAUGGACGAUACUUAAAUCCAGC
Molecule: messenger RNA, 1149 nt
Organism: Triticum aestivum (bread wheat)
Lineage: Eukaryota; Viridiplantae; Streptophyta; Magnoliopsida; Poales; Poaceae
Product: protein FAR1-RELATED SEQUENCE 5-like
Exons: 2
Coding region: 1-984 (327 amino acids)
Biological process (GO): regulation of DNA-templated transcription
Source: RefSeq, a predicted model, not a curated record